UUGAAUUACGUUACGAUUACUUGGAUAUCAGAGCUGAAAUAUCUAGACAAAAUAAUCACUAACGGACUCAGCACUGUUUCCUUGAAAUUGAAACCAUAUAGGAAGACGUUGGUGAAAGCUUACUUGGAUAUAACGAAAGCAGCGUUUUUGUAUGAAGAAAUGACUAAAUUUCAGAUGAUCUUUUACAUGAUUUCAGCUCUUUUCAACGUUUUAUUGCACGUUGAAGUUUUGUUAUCGUAUCCAGAAGAUUUUUGGACUAACCUGAUCGCCGGACUGUUGUGGACUUUGAAAUAUUUCUUCCUUAUAGCUAUAAUUAGCUUUAAAACUGAAGAAUUUUUUACAACAUUGAAAAAUACUCAAGUUGUUACUCUUAUGCGGGAUGCGAAAUUCGAUUGUACAGGUAAACGAAUGCUGUACAAAAAUGUUCUACGUGCAGGCAACGCGGCAUAUAUUGCGCGGGGAAGCGGCGCGUUUGGAUUGAAUGCAACAUUACCGCUUAGCUUUCUGUCUUGUAUAGCUACUUAUGUGGUAGUACUUCUACAGCUUAAGUUUUAAAACAUAAAUUUUGC
Papilio polytes (common Mormon) is the source of this 569-nucleotide messenger RNA. RefSeq lists its product as uncharacterized. The record is from RefSeq and is a predicted model, not a curated record. Bases 160 to 555 code for a protein of 131 amino acids. Lineage: Eukaryota; Metazoa; Arthropoda; Insecta; Lepidoptera; Papilionidae. The transcript is spliced from 4 exons.